Molecule: messenger RNA, 1320 nt
Organism: Zerene cesonia (dogface butterfly)
Lineage: Eukaryota; Metazoa; Arthropoda; Insecta; Lepidoptera; Pieridae
Exons: 10
Coding region: 1-1320 (439 amino acids)
Biological process (GO): proteolysis
Molecular function (GO): serine-type endopeptidase activity
Source: RefSeq, a predicted model, not a curated record
AUGAACUAUUCUGAGGCAAUAGAGGUUGCAACUAAAAUUCCGCCUGAAGUAAAUAAAUUAUUAAAUUUAAACGAGACUAGAAGAAUUAUUAAUGGUGAGGAAGUAACUGAAGGAAGACCAUAUAUGGUCUAUUUGAAAUUGCCACGAAGUAAUAACAAGAAGCCAAAUUACCGAUCUUGGCUUUGUGGUGGCGUGAUUAUACAUGAGGAAUAUAUCCUCACCUCAGCAGCUUGUAUAGAAGAUGCUGAACAUUUUUACGUAGUAUCUGGAUCUUAUAAGUAUUCCGAUGAAGACGACCGAUACAAUAAUCCUUGCAUCAAAAAUGGCGCUAAGAAAGCGAUAUGGAAAUGCGUACCUAAGAAUUACGUAUUUGAUGGUCACGAAAAUGAUAACAUCAGGUGGAUGAAUAAUGACAUCGCGGUAGUAAAAAUAGAAGAUGGUUUUGAUUUCAACAGACGUAUUCGGGGAUGCGACUUUGUGCCUAAGCCCAUUUGUUAUAAUAACCAGAGUCAUACUUUGGAAAACCCCGGUAAUGUCGUUACUAUUGCUGGAUGGGGAACCACUUCUAGAUACAACGAGUGGGUCAAUCGAAGAAGGGAAAAUCAGCAGAACCUUCUAGAAGCGCAUGUCGAGAUCAUUCCCAAGAACCGUUGCAAACGCCGCUGGGGCUCUCGAUACCACAACAUUAUUGAGAAUUAUAUGAUCUGCACCAAAGAUAUUGGCCAAACGAUGUCAGAGAUUUGUAAUGAGAAAUACGUAGAUUGUCAAGACAUUAACUACUCGGAUGAUGAAGACCUCCGAAGAGACAUCAAGUCAGAGCAAAUACCAACCAAUCUUGUGAUGCACUCCGCCUAUCACAAUGAGUCAAGCGGUAAUGAGUCCAGAAGAUAUGUUUCUCAGGCUGAUGGUGGAUUUUGUGAGAACGAUCACGGUGGACCUCUGAUAUAUGGAGAUGGAGUGAAUUCAGUGGUCAUUGGAGUAAUAUCAGCCUGUCUUGUGAAAGAAAGAACCAACAAAUGUUACGGGCCAUUCUUAUACACUAGUGUGUUUAAAAAUAGACAGUUCAUAUCUUGUGCUAUUUAUAAGGAUAUAGAACCAAAAUGUAGACGUCAAUUCCGCUCCGGAGUUACACACGUUGAAAAGGUUUUAUCAUGGAAGGACCAUCCUGACGGCCCAGCAAAAAAUGAAAUAGCUACACCAACCACCGGUGAAGGCAUCCCCCAUGCUCCUAUAGCAGCUGACGAUAAAGUUUUCUCGGGAAGUGGCUUCAUAAUGCGAGCCGAUGACCACCGAGUAGCUAAUAAAACACAUGUAUCUUGA